Messenger RNA from Neopsephotus bourkii (Bourke's parrot), 1249 nucleotides. It is a transcript of the gene HHEX, whose product is annotated as hematopoietically expressed homeobox. The transcript is spliced from 4 exons. Gene Ontology annotation, biological process: regulation of transcription by RNA polymerase II; cell differentiation. NCBI's taxonomy places the organism in Eukaryota, Metazoa, Chordata, Aves, Psittaciformes, Psittacidae. Gene Ontology annotation, molecular function: DNA-binding transcription factor activity, RNA polymerase II-specific; RNA polymerase II cis-regulatory region sequence-specific DNA binding. The record is from RefSeq and is a predicted model, not a curated record. Bases 102 to 944 code for a protein of 280 amino acids.
AAACCCGCGGCGGCGGUGCCAGCACCCAUCCGCCGCGGUCGGGGCCGGCUUUCCGCAGGGGCGGCCGGGGGCGCGGGGGGUGCGCGGGCGGCAGCCGGGUCAUGCAGUACCAGCCGCCGGGCGCGGCGCCGGCGGCCCUGGGCGUCGGCGUCCCGCUGUACGCGCCCACGCCGCUGCUCCAGCCCGCGCACCCCACGCCCUUCUACAUCGAGGACAUCCUGGGCCGCGGCUCCGCCGCCGCCCCGGCCCCCCACUCCUUGCCCGCCCCGCCACCGCCGACGCUGCCGUCGCCCAACUCCUCCUUCACCAGCCUGGUAUCCCCGUACCGGACCCCUAUCUACGAGCCGACCCCCAUCCACCCGGCCUUUUCCCACCACCUCGCUGCCACCUACGGCACCAGCGCCUACGCGGGACCCCUCUACUCUUUCCCCCGCGCCGUCGGCGACUACGCGCACGCCCUGAUCCGGCAGGACCCCCUAGGGAAGCCGCUGCUGUGGAGCCCCUUCAUCCAGCGGCCCCUGCACAAGAGGAAAGGGGGUCAGGUCCGCUUCUCCAACGACCAGACCAUCGAGCUGGAGAAAAAGUUCGAGACGCAGAAAUAUCUGUCCCCACCAGAGAGGAAACGCCUGGCCAAGAUGCUGCAGCUCAGCGAGAGGCAGGUCAAAACGUGGUUUCAGAAUCGCAGAGCCAAAUGGAGGCGUCUAAAGCAGGAGAACCCUCAGGCCACCAAAAAAGAAGAAGUGGAAGGUGCUGACAGUCACAGUGACCAAAGGCCGGAGAACUGCCCAACCCCAGAGCAGAAGGGUAAGGAGGUGUCCCUGGACAGCUCACAGUACAUCCCCUCGCCCGCCUCACAGGAAGACCUGGAGUCAGAUGUCUCCGAGGAUUCCGAUCAAGAAGUGGACAUUGAAGGCGAUAAAAGCUAUUACAAUCCUACCCACUAAUGGCCCCACGAAGAAAGUGGACCCUAACUUGGCUUGCACUUUACCAGGGGCUGGUUUGGAAGAAUAUUAUGCUAAAGGAGGAGAAAACUGUUGCCAUUCCACUGAAAGCCAAAAAACCCCCCCACUCAACACCAAAGAGACUCAUUUUAUAAUAAGCAGUGAAAGAAAUACGUAUUUUCAGCAAAAGGUCAUUUUUUUGCAGAUCUCUAAUUUGGUUAAAGGAACAUGGUUUGUAUUUAAUUAUUUGUAAGAUAUAUCUGUACAUUAAUCGAUAUUCUAACUGGAAUAUAAUACUGUACCCUGUC